GUUCGAAACGUUUGAUUAGGAAGGACUGCAAGAGCGCGCACGCUGGAAAGGGAAAGUCUGUGAUAGGCUAGUCUAGUGUUUUAGCACCGGAGACGGAGGCUUUCAGACGCCUGCAUGUUCGCGGAGCAAUGACUUGCUUCUGGCAUGGUGGCUGGCGUCUUGAUCCGGCCGAACGAGGUCAACUUGGAGGGUAAUGGUAAUGAUCUUCGAGUAGGUGUGAAAGGGUGCCAGAGACCAAAGAUUGCAUGGCGUUUUGGCUAACCACAGACUAAGACGGCGUGGGCGGGCUGUCUGUGGUAUUCGUCGGACGAGUAUAAAGGCCCCUCUUCUUGCCGGGCUUUUCUGGUCGUCACUGGUUCAGCAGCCUCUGUGGAUUCCCCUCGUUUUCGCCCUUCCAAGACUAAAGACACACUCGCUCGUUGUCGAUCCAUUGCUCCGUCUGUCCAUUCACCAUGAAGUUCCUCACUAGCAUCCUGCUCUUGGUCGCGCCCAUUGCCCUUGCCCUCCCUACUUCCGAUGCCACCCUGGAGGUGAGGCAGAGCUGCUACGUGCAAUGCGGUAACACCUGCUACUCGUCGAACCAAAUCCAAGCUGCUCUCAACGCCGGAUUCAACUACUACAGCAACGACGACCAGGCUGGCAGCUCGACGUACCCUCACAGGUACAACAACUACGAGGGAUUCGACUUCCCCGUCUCCGGCCCGUACCAGGAGUUUCCGCUCAAGACUUCGGGUGUCUACAGUGGCGGAUCUCCUGGUGCCGACCGUGUCAUCUUCAACACUCAGGGCCAGUUGGCUGGAGAGAUUACACACACUGGUGCUAGUGGCAACAACUUUGUUGGUUGCUCGGGAACUUCGUAGAGAAGCCAGAUCUGUGGCUGGGCGGGGAUGAAGCAGAAGCGUUGGACUGACGGUAUGCGGCCGUUUGGUCGACUAGAGGACGGGCUUGUGGGAGGGCAUUGCGUAUACCCAGCGAGGAUGAUGUCUGUGCCAGUGAUAUCCAACUCUGCUUACCUGUAGCGUCGAGGUGUUGUUUGUAUCGCGUUAGCUGUGCGUUAGCUAUAUGAAUGUAUGCAUUAUGAACG
Molecule: messenger RNA, 1084 nt
Organism: Exserohilum turcica Et28A
Lineage: Eukaryota; Fungi; Ascomycota; Dothideomycetes; Pleosporales; Pleosporaceae
Exons: 2
Coding region: 453-860 (135 amino acids)
Molecular function (GO): RNA nuclease activity; RNA binding
Source: RefSeq, a predicted model, not a curated record